GUGGCUGCUGGGAAGAAAGGUCAAGAAUCGAUGGCCGCGCCGAAUGCGAUUUUGCGGCCGUAUUAAGAAAGCGCGUCGCUUUGUCGGGCUGGUGAAGGACCCACACGGUUACUUUAGAGGAGAGCCGCGCUGGUUGCCCGUUACAGUGCGGGAAACGCUGAGCACGCUGCGGUUUGAUUUUCUGACUCUCGGGGAAACGCUGGCUGCCUAGCAGACACAUUGUUGUUGUUUGGGCUUUAUUCGUUGGACACAGGCACACGCUGCUUCACGAGGUCCACCCCCCGAUCUGAGGCCGGGGUCUGCGGCCUCAGUGAUGGUCUGCUGUCCGUCCCGGGAAGAUGGAUGAGAAAUCCAGUAGCAGCCACCACCACCACAGGCUUCUGAUCGUCCUGCUCAUGGUGCUGCUCUUUGGUGUCAUUAUGGUCCAAUAUGUGUGCCCGAGCAGAUCUGAAUGCCAGGCGCUACACCGGCUGGGAUCCUUGUUUAACAGCGACAAAGUGACUGGGUCCCGGGGCGGAGACAGCGAGCUCCAGGACGGGCUCCAGAAGGAUCCAUACAUUGCGGAAGACGGCGCUCUGGCCCGCUUUGUCCCUCGUUUUAACUUCACUAAAGAAGACUUAAAUCGCGUUGUAGACUUCAACAUCAAGGGGGACGAUGUUAUAGUGUUCCUGCACAUUCAAAAGACGGGGGGCACAACCUUUGGGCGACACCUGGUGCGUAAUAUCCAGCUAGAGAGACCCUGCGAGUGUCACGCAGGUCAGAAGAAAUGUACGUGUUUCCGUCCAGGUAAAAAGGAAACCUGGCUCUUCUCCCGUUUCUCCACCGGUUGGAGCUGCGGCCUCCACGCAGACUGGACUGAGCUGAUCAGCUGUGUCCCAUCACGCAUGGACUCCCGAGAGGCACCGAGGAGUCUACCCAGCAGGAACUACUAUUAUAUCACCAUCUUAAGAGACCCUGUAUCACGCUACUUGAGUGAGUGGCGACAUGUACAGCGCGGCGCUACAUGGAAGGCCUCCUUACAUGUGUGUGAUGGACGUUCACCAACGCUGUCAGAGUUGCCAAACUGCUAUUCAGGAGAUGACUGGUCGGGUUGCUCCCUGCAGGAAUUCAUGGACUGCCCCUACAACCUGGCCAACAACCGGCAGACCCGCAUGCUGGCUGAUCUCAGCCUGGUUGGCUGCUACAACGUGUCCACCAUGAGCGAGGAGGACCGAUGGGCUGUACUUCUGGAGAGCGCCAAACGCAACCUGCGGGGCAUGGCCUUCUUUGGACUGACCGAGUACCAGCGUAAGACCCAGUACCUGUUUGAGCGAACCUUCAACUUGGAGUUCAUUGCGCCCUUCACGCAGCUCAAUGGUACACGCGCCUCCAGCGUCGAGGUGCCUACCGAAACCCAGUGCAGAAUCCGCCAACUGAACCAAUGGGACGUAGAGCUGUACGAGUAUGCCCGCGACCUUUUCCUGCAGCGUUUCCAGGUGGCGAGGCAGCAGGAGCGCAGGCAGGCCAGGGAGAGGCGACAACAGGAGAGGAGGCGGCUCCGUGGUGGUCUCAGAACAAACCAAGGGAGGCAGCUGAAGCCCACAGAAACACCACAUCCCACCAACAGCCAUUCUGUUGUAACCGAGGAAUGGCGGAGAGAAAAGCAUGCUAAAGACAGUGUGGAGUCUGAAGUGCCACUCCCAGACUGGUGGGAUCUGGGUGAGAAUAGCACCAUAGAGGACUACAUAGACAAUGUGGAGCAGUGGUAGUGAUGGGGACAAGCGGUAGGGUGUCUUAAUACAAAGUGUGCCAACUUCUGCCUUGUCUGUCAUAUAUCCAAAUUAUUUUUUAGCAUAUGCCUUCACAUAUGUCCUUUCCUAUUGAAUGGUCUUAAAUGACAUAAUAUUAUAAUACUGAUUAUAUUUCUUUGCCAUAAGCACUCAAAGAAAGGCAAGCUAUAUCGGUUUCAGUCAUGACACUAACCUUUGACACUACAGUGAACGCAUCUGAGCUCCUGUAAUGUAGCUUGAAACAAAGGGUGGUUUUAUUUCUCUUUAUUAAAAAGGAACACUUUAAUAUGUUUUUCUAUUUAAAAAUCAAAACAAAACAAAACACUGUUACUUGUGAUUAUUAAUCUGUAUAUGUGCCAAAUCAUUGUCUUGUCUGCAAUUUGUACAUUUUGAAAUGUACUUGUCUCAAGUGUCUUUUUAAGUAACAGAAAAGGAGAAUGGAGUUUUUUUUUAGAUACCUCAGUGUGUAGCAUUAACUGCAAAUCUUGUAAAGUUAC
This is a messenger RNA of Archocentrus centrarchus (flier cichlid), 2266 nucleotides long. It is a transcript of the gene hs6st2, whose product is annotated as heparan sulfate 6-O-sulfotransferase 2. Lineage: Eukaryota; Metazoa; Chordata; Actinopteri; Cichliformes; Cichlidae. The coding region runs from base 339 to 1748 and encodes 469 amino acids. The transcript is spliced from 2 exons. Gene Ontology annotation, cellular component: membrane. The record is from RefSeq and is a predicted model, not a curated record. Gene Ontology annotation, molecular function: heparan sulfate 6-sulfotransferase activity.